UUGAUGUUGGUGAUGGUAUGUGAGGUACUUUAUUGAUACUCAUGGAGUAUUUUAUUGUGUUAAUAGUAUGUUGUAUUGCCAAAAAUAGAAAAAUAGGGUAAAUAUUAUCCCAAUCUCUCAUAUACCUAACAUAAAAUUUUUAAACUUCCGGUUGGCCUUAUUAUAUAAUAUAUCAGUUAGGUAUCUUAGCAAAAUUAAAUUAAAAUUAAUAAUAUUGGAUAUACUAUAGCUUAACUUAUAUACAGCAUUUGAAGAAGAUUUAAAUACAAUUUUAACUGACGCGAAGUAAAAUAUAGUAAUAAAACUAAGUGAGUCUAUGACCUAUAAUAUGACUUAAUAAUAUAAAAAUUUAAUUGCAAGGACGAUUUCGUUGAAUAAUGAAUGUUGAAAUGUUUCGCAACACUUUUAUACUCUCGCAGCAUGUUGCUACAGAAUAUAUUAGUUAUUUGGUAUACUGGUUCACAUUACGGAGGGUCAUCUGCAAUUAAAAUUUUUUUUUUAAAGUGGGUGUGGUCCCGCCCCCUAAUAGGUUUAAUAUGCAUAACUCCUAAACCGCUUAAGCUAUUAUAACAAAUUCACAUUCUAUUUCACAUGGAACGGUAAAGACAGUCAGGAAUUGGUAGAAUGCAGCGUAGGGGUGCAAUAAGGGGUUGAACUGAAAUGUACUUCCCACAAAGUUGACAACAAACCGUUGUAUUGCAUGCGAGUGCCAUCUAUCGACGAACUAAAACAAGCUGCAUAGCAGCUGUUUUUUGACAUUUGGAGUACAGCAAUGCUCCAAUCUUGCCAAUAGGGAGCGCGCUCUGUAUUUAACAAACGAAACAUCUUCAACAUCUUCAACUUAGCUAUGGCCCAAAAUACAGCAAACUAUAACUAGAAAACCAAAUAACUUAUGUUAUAACAUGUUAGUAGUUGAAAAUGCUUUUACUUUUCAUGGAAAAAUGCCUUAUCCAAACCAUGAGUCCGGAGCACUUGUUCUGUGCUCUUACUGAGAAGUCAACAGCCUACAGCGUAAAUACAUAUGUAUCUAUGUAUGUAUGUGCCUAUGUACUAUAUAUGUUUACAAAUUUUUGCUGCUUGCUGCGCGUCAAACUGUAUACGCAUGUAUGACCUUCGGACAAGGUGACCGAUGAAAUUUUGGGUUUGAAGAGAGUUUGACAACUGCAUUCCACAAUGAAGUUGAAUUCAGCACGGUCGUAGGAAUCACAAACAUUAACUGCCCGGUUUAAUAGGUUAUCAAUAGUUGUACUGACUUUGAUGGUGACUUAUGUGCUAGUUUUUCGUAAUUAACAACCACAUUCCGUGAACAGUUUUCUCAGUUUUAAUCGGUUAUCAGUUGACGAACUUUAGUAAUUGAGUGGUAAGAGAUUGAAAGCAAGAGUACGACACACUGUCUGUUAAUUAGGGGAGUACAUAUAAGAGAGUGAAUGUGUUAGAGCAGAGUGCAGCGGCAAGGAAAAUAAGCUAAAUUUUGAGGGCGAGCGUGUUGUCGCCAAAGAAAAAGAUUUUACGCUGAGAAGUACUCCAGAGCUCGUAGCAAACGGUUGUUGUUCGUUGUCAUCUGUGGUCGUCCGACAAAAAAAUAUUUAAACGUCAUUGCCUUUAAACUACUGCGGUGCGGUACGGUGUGCUGCUGAUCUAGGAUCAGUUUUUUUCGGUUAAGUAACAAGUAUUUGCAAAAGUAAAAAGGAAACUUAAGUGCUUUCUACAAUUGCCGUAAAAGUUGAAUAACAAAUAUUCAGUAUUGAAAGUUAAUCAGUUAGAAGUGCCGUUGAAAAGAGAAAGCAAUUGCGAUUUUGCAAUCAUGUCGAGGCCACCAACAGAUGAGGAGCGCCGCAAGCAAAUUAGUGUGCGCGGCAUUGCCGAGGUUGGAAACGUAACUUUGGUUAAGAAGAAUUUCAAUCGUCAUCUGCAUUACACGUUAGUAAAGGAUCGUAAUGUGGCAACUAUGCGCGACUACUACUUUGCCCUGGCCAACACUGUGCGCGAUAACAUGGUUGGCAGGUGGAUCCGCACCCAGCAGAUGUACUAUGAAAAGGACCCUAAACGCGUCUACUAUUUGUCUCUGGAAUACUACAUGGGUCGUUCACUCCAAAACACCAUGAUCAAUCUUGGCAUUCAAAGCGAAUGUGAGGAGGCCAUGUAUCAAUUGGGUUUGGACAUUGAGAAUCUCGAGGAUAUCGAAGAAGACGCUGGUCUGGGUAACGGUGGCUUGGGUCGUUUAGCUGCUUGCUUCUUGGAUUCUAUGGCAACACUCGGUUUAGCGGCUUAUGGUUAUGGUAUUCGUUAUGAAUACGGCAUUUUCGCACAGAAGAUCUUAAACGGUGAGCAGCAAGAGGAACCCGACGAUUGGUUGCGUUACGGUAAUCCAUGGGAGAAGGCACGUCCAGAAUUCAUGAGGCCCGUGCACUUCUAUGGACGCGUUAUUGAUACACCCGAGGGUAAGAAGUGGGUCGACACACAGAUUGUGUACGCUAUGCCAUAUGACAACCCCAUUCCUGGUUACGGCAACAAUCACGUCAAUACAUUGCGUUUGUGGUCGGCUAAGAGUCCCGUCGAUUUUAAUUUGAAGUUCUUCAACGAUGGUGAUUAUAUCCAGGCCGUGUUGGAUCGUAAUUUGGCUGAAAAUAUUUCACGUGUACUUUACCCCAACGACAACUUCUUCGAGGGCAAGGAGUUGCGUCUUAAGCAAGAAUAUUUCAUGGUCGCGGCCACGUUGCACGACAUUGUACGUCGCUACAAGGCUUCGAAGUUCGGCUCACGGGAAAGUGUACGCCAACACUUCGAUCACUUCCCCGAUAAGGUUGCCAUCCAAUUGAAUGACACCCAUCCUUCGUUGGCUAUUCCCGAAUUGAUGCGUAUCCUCAUCGAUGAGGAGAAUUUGGAAUGGGAUAAGGCUUGGGAUAUUACUGUACGUACCUGCGCUUACACCAAUCACACCGUCUUGCCCGAAGCCUUGGAACGCUGGCCCGUUUCCAUGCUGGAGUCCAUUUUGCCAAGACAUUUGCAGAUAAUUUAUCACAUCAAUUUCCUGUUCAUGGAAAAGGUGGCCAAGCAGUAUCCUGGUGAUUUUGACCGUAUGCGUCGCAUGUCAUUGGUGGAAGAGGAUGGCGAGAAACGCAUCAACAUGGCGCACGUGUCUAUUGUGGGCUCACAUGCUGUGAACGGUGUAGCCGCUAUUCAUUCGGAAAUCUUGAAAAAGGAUCUCUUCCGUGAUUUCUAUGAACUGGAGCCACAUAAGUUCCAAAACAAGACCAACGGUAUUACACCACGUCGCUGGUUGUUGCUCUGCAAUCCCGGUCUGGCUGACUUAAUUGCCGAGAAGAUCGGCGAUGAGUGGCCAGUACACUUGGAACAGUUGGUAGCUAUCAAGAAAUGGGCCAAGGAUCCCAACUUCCAACGCAACGUUGCACGUGUGAAACAAGAGAACAAACUGAAGUUGGCACAAAUCUUGGAGAAUGAUUAUGGCAUCAAAGUGAACCCUGCCUCUAUGUUCGAUAUUCAGGUUAAACGUAUCCAUGAAUACAAACGUCAGUUGUUAAACUGUUUACACAUCAUCACUCUGUACAACCGCAUUAAGAAGGAUCCCACCGCCAAUUUUACGCCACGUACCAUUAUGAUCGGUGGCAAGGCCGCGCCUGGUUACUAUGUAGCCAAACAGAUCAUAAAGCUGAUCUGCGCUGUCGGCAAUGUUGUCAACAACGAUCCAAUUGUGGGUGACAAGCUGAAGGUAAUCUUCUUGGAAAAUUACCGCGUCACUUUGGCCGAGAAAAUCAUGCCCGCCGCUGAUCUUUCGGAGCAAAUCUCCACUGCCGGUACUGAAGCAUCGGGUACGGGCAACAUGAAGUUCAUGUUAAACGGCGCCCUCACCAUUGGUACCCUGGACGGCGCCAACGUUGAGAUGGCCGAAGAAAUGGGCAACGACAACAUCUUCAUUUUCGGUAUGACCGUGGAGGAGGUGGAGGCGCUUAAAAAACGUGGAUACAACGCCUACGACUACUACAACAGGAAUCCUGAGAUCAGACAAUGCAUCGACCAAAUACAGGGUGGAUUCUUCAGCCCAAGCAAUCCAAAUGAAUUCAAGAACAUUGCGGAUAUUUUGCUGAAGUACGAUCACUACUACUUGUUGGCCGAUUACGAGGCUUACAUCAAGGCACAAGAGUUGGUGUCGAAGACCUACCAGAACCAAGCUAAAUGGUUAGAGAUGUCCAUCCACAACAUUGCUUCCAGUGGUAAAUUUUCUUCCGAUCGCACCAUUGCCGAAUACGCCAGAGAUAUUUGGGGAGUUGAGCCUACCUGGGAGAAACUGCCCGCACCUGAGGAUACACCAGCAGCAAAAUAAAUUAAUUUUGAUAUUACUGAUAUACAUUAUUCUUUUGAGAUUUAAUUUAAUUUUUAUUAAAGUCCAUUUAGGCGGAACUAUUAUUUAAUUGAAAACCCCAAAAUGCAAUCUUAUUUUAUCGACACAUUUAUUAUAACUCAUUUUAGGCGUAUUGAAAUCACAAAAAGUGAAGAUUUGUUGACCUAAAACAUAAACUUGAAACGGCCAAAGAACAAACAUUAACAAAGCAAUGAUACCCAAAUAUCCUAAAAAUACACAAUUUACAAUAAAGUAAAACUACUAUUGCAACAAAAGCCUACCGCAACAGCUCAGGAAUGCAAUGUAAUUAAUUGCAAGACACCAGCAUAGAUAUGAACAACGUUUGAAUUUAUAUAUAAACAAACCAACAAACAUACAUUUUAGGAUAUUUGAUAUUUGAAUCGAUGUUUUUAUUAAAUGUUAUUAAAAAUUAAGUCUUUUAACGAAUUGUUAAACAAAAUCCAUGCAAUUGCGCAAUUCAAAAACCACAAGUGACACACAUGUGACCAAGGAAUUGUAAACUAUUCUAUGUAAAAUUGCUUAGAUAUCGUUAAUAAAUUUGAUCCUCAAAUGGUAAACUAAAA
Bactrocera oleae (olive fruit fly) is the source of this 4944-nucleotide messenger RNA. It is a transcript of the gene Glyp, whose product is annotated as glycogen phosphorylase. Gene Ontology annotation, molecular function: pyridoxal phosphate binding; glycogen phosphorylase activity. The record is from RefSeq and is a predicted model, not a curated record. NCBI's taxonomy places the organism in Eukaryota, Metazoa, Arthropoda, Insecta, Diptera, Tephritidae. Gene Ontology annotation, cellular component: cytoplasm. Gene Ontology annotation, biological process: glycogen catabolic process.